This is a messenger RNA of Xyrichtys novacula (pearly razorfish), 8576 nucleotides long. NCBI's taxonomy places the organism in Eukaryota, Metazoa, Chordata, Actinopteri, Labriformes, Labridae. The record is from the annotation of a GenBank genome assembly.
GCAAAAUUGGAGGCUGAAACAAGAUGGCUACAUCUAUAAAAGUUAUUUUAGCACUUGCCUUGUCCGGCUAUAAGGUAAGCGCUAAAAUAACUUUGGUAGAUGUAGCCAUCUUGUUUCAGGCCUCCGAUUUUUGCUUUUUUCUGACUUGGUAACUGUAACGCUGGUAACUCGGGUGUGACGUCAUUUUCAGCUCCGACAUCUAACUUCUAAGGUAACUGGAACGCACCAUAACUGUGAGGAUCAGGUUAUUCAGAGGUAACAAAUGUGCAGUUCCUCCAGUGUCCACUAGAGGCUGAGCCCUGCAGUGAGUCAGCCCUCAUAGAGCCCCAUGUUAAAAGUGAACAGAAGAAAAAAAAGAUGUAAGCAGGCUGGAAUAGAAACAGUUUGGGUCUCUAACUCAUUUCAACAACUCAUUCGUUUUAAAUAUAGAAACUCAAUAAUUCAUGUAUUUUUAGGAGUGAGAGAGCGAAACAGCAUACACUUCUAUCAGUAAGUAAGUGCUCGAACCAGCGCAGGACAUCCUAAAAAUGCUAACACUGCAUCAAAUUAAGAGGAGCUAAAGUUGAUGAAAAUUACCUUGGCACGAAGCUUUUAUUUUGAAGGGCAUGUCGGAAGUUUCUCUGUAAGAGUUUUUUCAUCCAGCUUGUUCCUGAGCCAUAAAUUCCUGAAGUUUGUCUCUUUUGUCCGGGGUCCGUCUGCGCAGUUAGAGUUGAGAAAUACAAUGAAAAUAGACGGAGAACCGAACCUGAUUUUACCCGGAUUUACCCAGUCUUUUGACUGACCCGUGUCAGCCCUGAGCGGGUCUGUGCAGGUCUCCAGGCCCCUGGUUUGAACUCCUUUAGGCGGGCUGAGGGUGAGGAGUUUGGGGGAGAAAUCCUGAUGGACGGAGAAGGAGGAAGAGGAGAGAAGAGGAGGAGCUGAGAGGUGGACAGCUAUGUGGCAUAACUUUCUCCUUCUUGACUGAAAAAAGCCGAAAAUCCACAGAGGUGAGUUCACCUUUAACUCUCUGAGACUUCAAACUAAUGUUUGAAAAAAGUUUGACAAAUCUCAGAAAGUUUACAAAACAAAAACUGUUGCUCGGUGUGAAGUCUGAGUUCAGGGCAGGGCCGAGGAGGACUCUGACUCUUCAGGACCUCAAAAACAACAAAAAACUCCAACAAGACCGAAACAAAGAGGAGAACCUUCACUUUUCUUCAGUUUACAAAGAGCUGACAUUUACAUUUAAUCAGUUCACUGUUGAAAUCUGCGUAAACACGAGCAAACAAGAGUCACUACUCAGACUGAAACAGGCUAAUAAAUCCACGAAGAGUCAGAAAAAUAACAGCAGCAAAAAGAUUUUAGGAGCUUAUUAUUUUAACGGUAAAAUGUCACAGCUUCCAGUUUAUCUGACAGUAUCUUAAAAACACAGAACAAAGAUAAACUAACAAAUAAAUAAGAAUAAGAACCAAAACUCUAAAAGUAAAGAAUAAGACCAGUUUUUUACCAUGUUUCAUUUUUACUGACUAGCUGUAACUUAAUCAUGACAUUUAUGUUUACCUUCUUGCUUCUUACAAAAUAGUUUUAAAAAAAAAAUCAUAAAUACACAGAAGCUUAUCAGGUCACAUUUAAUAUACACACCCCUGUUCUUUGAUAAAGAGAUUUCCAAGUCAGAAUUAUGAGGAAAAUUUUAGGACAUAAAAUCUAAGGCCCUGUUUUUUAUUUAUUUUUUAAUUAAUUAAUUAAUUUAAUAAGAUAAUUAUGUCAGAGUUCAGAAAAGUCUGGGUUAAAGUAGUCUGGUUUCUCUGGAUAAUAAAACAGCAGACUUUUUUAUACAAAUAUUUAUCCUUGUAAUUUUGAGGUAAUUAUCAGUUGAUUCAGAGAAAUGUCUGAAAAAUUAAGCUAACGUAGAAAUGUUCGCACAGGCUAAAAAGUUUCCUUUCCGACAGAAUGCCUCAUCAACAAAUCUGAACGUGAAUUUUUUCAGAGUUUCUGAGUUGGAAAUUCUCCAUAAAUCUGAUCUAAUAAUAAUUUAUUUGUUUGUUUUUUGUAUUUUUAUUAUUUGUAAAGUUUUCUGUGAACGCUGCUGUAAAUUUUGAUUCUUGUACAAUACUUAUGCAGGUGUGAACAUGCCACCACAGAACAGUCUGAAGAAACUAGAUCAGACGUUUUGGUGGUUAAAGCUCCUGUAAGAAAAGUUUUAGCUUGUGUUGAGUUUGGCAACCCCUGUGGACAAAGUGGGAGUAAUCAGCAUCUGCUAAUCGGAUUUAGUUUGUGUGAAUUAAAUUUUUAAGGAAAACAGUUAAGGAGGACAUAUGGAAAAGUGUUAAGUAGAAAACAGUUAAAUUACUGUCGUAUUUGUCGCUCUGCUGAAGAUCACCUUUAAACAUCAGAUUCACUGUUUUUACUGCAAAGCCGUGUCACCGACAUCUAGUCUGCAGAGUUUUCAGUCAGAUUUGUAAAUCUGUAAACACACUGAUGAUUUUCACCCCAUCAUACAAAAAGACUUCUAUUUUCUAACAGCUCCCUCAGCGUUCACAGGAGUAGAAAUAACAAAGAUACAAAGAGUCUUCGCUGAUAUGGUCUCAUUCCUGCAGGUCACACUGUUUCACAAGUCAGUAUUUACGGCAGCCAUCUUUAAUUUCAGGGAGUCAAACAGAAAAACUCUGAGCUCAGUCCAGCACCAUGUAGGAUAGAAAUCCCUGCUUUUUAAUCAGUCCAUCAGACCUGAACCCAGUUCAGUCUGUCAGGCUUUUGAUAUAAAUACAGUCAUAAUAAAGUCUUAAUGUUGGUGUAAGUGGUCAGUUACCUAAGUGAGCAUCUCUUCAGUCUGGAUCUGACUCACUCUGAGACUCUGCAUUAGUCAUGAUGGAGUCAGUCUGGUGAGUUCAGAGCUGAGAUCAUACAGAGCUUUCAACCACAAUGAGAGGAGUUAACACACACACAUAAACACACCCCUGAACAAACACACAGUUUACAGAUAAAACCACUGACAGCUUCUCUGAGUGAGGCUCAAACCUGCAGCAUGGACCUGGUUCUUCAGAAGUCCUGGUUUAUUGAACCCCUAGAGGUGACUCAGAGCAGAGGUGACAGAAAGAUCUCAGAUGUCAGAAAUCUGUGACCCUGCUUUUUCGUGAUCAUGAGCCAGGCCUGCUGUUUUAUAAUCUUAGAGGCUGUUUGUGAGUGAUGCUGCAGGACGACUGGAGAGGAAAAUACCUUCAGGCUAGGGCUGGGCAAUAAAACGAUAAUGAUAAAUACCAAAAAUUGAUUUCCGUCAAUAUUGAUAUGAAAAAUGGUCAAUGUGCUUUUCGAUAGCCGGCAUUCUGUCAUGUUUAGGUAGACUAUACGAAUAACCAAUGAAAAGGGGAGUUGAUCUGGGUUCGCUUAGCGCUGAACUAAUCAUGUGCUGAAUUAGAACCAAGUAGCAAGUAACUGCGUGGUAGCAGGCUGCAGCUACACACAACCAUAGCACUUUAAUAGGUGAAGCGAACAGAACUGUCAGUGAGAUAAAAAGAAAAUGAGUGCUACCCUCAGCAGAAAUGCAGAUGAAGGUUUAUCAGAUGACGACAUCAUCUACAACACUGGCAUGAAAACGUCAGUGGUGUGGAGGUGUUUCGUUUUUUUUAGGUUAAAGCAGAGUAAUGUGCACUGCAAAUUAUUUUGAGUACAUGUGAAAUUUCAUUUAAAAGUAACAGGGAACAUUUAAGAUUAACAAGUGAUUUUUUUAUAUCGCGAUACAUAUCGAUAUUGACUGAUAUGAAAAAAAAAUAUGUUGUGAUAAACUUUUUCCCAUAUCGCCCAGCAAUACUUUAGACUUUUUGGUUAAGCUGGUGUAAAACCAUUUAAUCUGUUUGUUUUCAGAGAUGGAGGGAGAGAAGGAGCGAGACAGGGAGCAGAGGGAGGAGAAGGAGAGUAACGAGGCAGAGGAGGACGAUGAGAGGAUCUCUGAUGACGAUGGAGCUGCUGAUAAUGAGGAGGAGGAGGAGGAUGACGACGAAGGCUCUGAGGGAGCCGCCAUGGUGUGGCAGGAAGGCUAUGGCGAGGACAACCUGGGCCUUCCCAUCAUGCACUGGGAGGCAUUGAGCCUUCGCAUCGCCGAGCUGGAGAAACAGGAGGAGGAGAAGAAGGCGAAGGUCAGUCUGAUCAGGUGUCCUCUGAGUCUGAAAAAAUCUGACAUUACAAAGAGGAAAAUCAAAGAUCGUAUUUCAUGUGUGAAUAUUAAAGUUUAGAUUUAAAGACACACUGAGGCUGACAGCAGAGUCCUGAACCCACCAGGUCUCAGUCUUUAUCAGUCUGAGCAGAUUCACGUGGUCAUUGUCAAGACUAGGGACCUGGACCCUGCUUUCAUGUAAUUUUGAUAAGAUCACUGUGUGAAAGUUUAACAUCAGAGUAUAAAAUCUUUGCUGUAUUUAAACCCUUUCAGUCACUUUACUAAAGCACAGAGAGCAGGGGGGUCAAUAUAAGAGGAGAGAUCUUAUAUUCAGUGCAUUUCAAUUACGUUCAUUUCAGCUGUAAUGAAGCCCCCGCUCCUGUGGUGGCGCAGUGGUCUGAAAAGACAGACAGGCAGUCACUGGAGAAACGCCUCUAAAAGUAGAUUUCUGACUUUUUUGACUUUUAGUAAAAUCCACUGACUUUGUGAGACCAGCAGCCGUGUGACGUUAAACUUAGUGUGUUUAAGGCUUUUCUGUUCCACAUAGACCAUCAGAGUACUUUCAGAGACUGUCAAAGAUCUGCAUGAACCAGCUCAAAGUUCAGUUCACUCAGAUUCAAAUGAACCGGUUCAGAAUUUGGACUGAGAUCAUGGUCCAAAUUCCAAAAACAAAAACAGCUCAUAUCAUUUUUUUAACUCUCAGAGCCUCUUGAAGCUUCAGUCCUCAUUUCCCCUAAACUAGUGUGACCAUAUUCUGACCACCCAAAAAGAGGACAUGACUACACGGGGGCAGAGUCACGGAGUCGCACAGAGUUAAUUUUGAGAGUUUUUCAGGUCGGAUCGAGUGUCUCUUACAUGCUUCUAACUCAGUAAGUCCACAUGACACAAACUCGAAACUUACAUACAAAACCGCAGACAUAAGAAGGAUUUUAUAAACUUCUUCGGACAAACCCGGACAGCCCCCAAAAAAGAGGACGUAUGGUCACCCUACCCUAAACUGAGCUGGACUCCUGUUAUCUACAGAGUCAAACAGAAGUUUCAAAACCAUUGUGGACUAAGAAGCCUUGAACAGACCCACUUUCCCCCAUAGUCCAGGGACAUAAACCAGGAACAUAACAGACCAGGAACAUAACACUGUGUGUGUGUAUUUUUCAGGGUUUGUCUCCUGAUCGGAGCAGAGCUCCUAUUGGCUGGAUGGAAGAGAGAGGGAGGAGGGGGGAGAGCUGGGAGGACCGAGAUGACGCCUGUAACAGCCAUGUGCUGGCCCUGACAUCACGGUAACACACACACACACAUACACACCUGUGAAUGUGUAACUCUGUGAGGCGUUUCGAUCCUCUUUGAAUUAUUGAACAGAAAUUAAAAACUUUAAAUCAGAAUCCUGGUGUUUUUCUCUCUGUAUUUUUUUGUUGUUUUUACUUAAAUUCACAAACUUUAUUCGACUGUUUCUGUAAAAAAAAAAAACAGGCAGAAAGUGUUCACUCUGAUCAGCUGUAAUAACAUCCUAAAGCCACCAGGGGUCACUGUCCUGCUGUUAGAGUCUGAAGCUACAAAUACACCCAGAGCUCUAGCAGACCUCAUCAGCUGAUCACUGUCCUCACAUAUCUGUGUGUGUUUUGUGGUCCAGGCUGCAGACCCAGAUGAACCUCCAGCUGUGCUUCAUCAACAACAGUGAGAGUGAGGAAGAGGAGGAGAAGGAGGGAGAGAGCAGUAAUAAGGAGAGCAGCAGCAUCCUGGUAAGACCCCUCAGUCCUAAUCUUGCAGGUUCAGAAAUGGUAUAAACCUGACCUUUUGUCACUCUUGUCUUCGUGUCUUUCCUCUCUGAUGAAGAGGGGGACGGCUCAGGUCCAGAAGAGUCCUCAACCUGCUGCCAAACCUGAGAAACCAAAGUCCAGAGGCUUUAGGAACACUCUGAGGAGCCUGAGAGACCGCUUAAGGACGGACCACAAAGCUCUGGUGAGUCAGGGGUUUAAAUAGUGUCCAAACCGGUCUGUAAAAAAAACAAUUGGGACAAAUCAGCUUCAACAAAAAACGUGGUUUAAAAAACAGGAAAACUGAACAUUAACAACUGCUGACACUCCUCAGUGAAACAUGCAACAGUCACUGAUUAAAAUCUGAGUUUGUUUUCAGUUUUCUUUCUUUGCUCGCUGUUACUCUGUAAACCCCUCCAAAGAAGAAAACACAGUCUUUGUGACAGUGCUGUGGUUUCUCCUGUUCUCAGUCUGCAGCUCGCUCUGACCCCGUUUCAAAGAGGAGACAUUUGGAGCGUAGCGACUUAAAGAAGUUCAGUAUGAAGGAGCUGAACGCCCUCAACAAGUCCCUCAGCAAGAACAUUCAAGGUAGCAGACUAAGCCCAGAAACUCUCUAUUCUCAUACAUCUCAAACCCCUGAGAGCUGAUCCACUCUGAUUUAACCUGUUUCUGUCUCAGACCUGAGCUCGGAGCUGGUGGGUCUACUGCAGGUCCGAGACCAGCUGAGGACGGAGCAGGACGCCAUGCUGCUGGAGGUCCAGGACCUGACCUCGCUGUGAGGAGAAGGAGAAAGGAGGAGGUGGUCUCUGACACACAAACGUUGAAACCUGGUCUGUGGAUGUUGUUGUGAGUCAAAGUGAAUGUCUCAGACACUCAGCAGCCAAUCGCAGAGGAGAGUCUGUCACCCGAGGACUCAGGUGUUUCAUUAGAGGGAUCAUCUUUGUGACCACAGGACUGAAUCCAGCAGCAGUGAACUUUAAAAGCAGACUGAAGUCCUCACAGUCCUGACACACAGAGACUGUGGUCACAGCCACAGCCAAACUCCUGAUUUAAUAGUCCUCCUCACAGACUCUAAACAGGACCCUACAGGAGUGAAGAGAAGUCUGUGGGACUGAGAUCUGCGUGUAAAACUGCACAUGGUACACCUGGAGUUUUUAAGCUUCAGAUGAUCUGCCUGGGGGUCAGACUGGAUCAUUGUGUUUUUAUACUGAGCUGAACGAACAGUUAGUUUCAUGAAAUUUGAGACUCUUGGAGUUAAGUCCAAAAAUCUGACUUUCAAUCUGAGAUAGCGUCAAACUUUGUCCAAACCUUUGACGUACCAACACACCAGCCGCACAUUUCCACAUUUCUGUUUCUUACAAAAAGGGAAAAUUAUUUUUUAAAGAUGAAACUGCAGAGCUCAGCGUUUGUGUUCACUGUCUCAUAUUCUUUGUGAUGAAUCAGUGAAACUUAAACUUGAACAUUAAUCUAGACAACAGCAAGAACAUAUUAGCUCCCUCACAGUCUCUGCUGUAGCAGUCAUUGAUAAGAAAACGCUGGAGCACAGAGAGAGAUGGUGACACUUUAAUCCAUCAAAAACAUCACAAACUUAAUAUCAAAUACUUGGUUAUGAGACAAACAUGAAGAAAAAACACUUAAAUGAGAGAAACAGAUUCAAUUUAAAGUAGAGGCACACCUCUAACUCUGGCCAGCAGAGGGCGCCUAUGUUACACAGAAAUGAUCACUGCUGGUGUAAAUCUAACAUAGGAAGAAAUUAUAAACACUAUUUACUCAAAUUAAUGGAGUUUAAAAACAAAGACUGAUGUAAAGUGGAAUUAUUAUCUCUGCUGCAUCUGCACGAGAUCAGCGUCCGUCCACACAAGAUAAGAUAACCGCCUUAUUUCCACAUGAUAACUUUUACACUAGAGACCAAGAAUGUUUACAUGAUGCAAAUCAAAUAACAGACAAAGAGGAUACAUUUCUGUAUGUGUCAGAUUAAGAUAUUAACAUGCAGAAUAGAUGUGGUGUCAGCCUAAUAUAGAAAACUGGAGCCUGCAAAGCCGAGAGGUGGUUCACAGAUGAUAAUAAUCAUGAUUAAAAUGAAAACUGUCUGGGACUGCAGAUAUUCUAUAGAAACAGGGUUUAGUCAGAAAAUCUUGAUAAUGUAAAGUUAAAGUCUGGUUUGGAUCUUGUCUGAGUCAGCUGAGUUCAGAGACUCUGGAUCUGGUUUACUAUAAUUUAAUGAUGCCUAGACUCCAUUUAACCCUAAUCUGCAAACAGAACAAUCUGAAUUUUAUUUUCCUUUAUGUCAGAAUUAAAAGUUCUUUUUUUGUUCACCUCUGCCUAAAUCAUCUAGUCACAUGAAGCACGUUUGAAUUUUUUACUAAAGUGCUUGAGUUUGUUUUUGGGAUUCAUGAGGGACGAGCAGUUUCUCUUUUUUUUUUUUUUUUACUGAAUUCAGUUUGUUUUUGUCGGUCAUGUUUUCAUCAGUCUUGGCACAAAUUUUUGAUAUAUAGUCAUUAACAAAAAUUGAAGCGAUAUUGUUUACAUGUUGAAAAAACUGAUCAUUUUUCAGCUUUUUAUUGUCCUUUUGAACAGAAAACUGCUCUCAUUUCUCAGAUGUAACUGAGGUCAAUGUUCCAUGAUUUCUCUUAUUUUGAGCUUUUUUAAGGUUAAGUGACUGUAUUAAACUUUAAUAAAAUGUUUUUACAUAACAAGAA